ACACAGCAGGGUUAAAGCACCAUGUAAAAAGCUGCAGGGCAGACAUUCAAAACUAGUCAGCCGUCUGUGAAAAAUGGUGACAAAGAUGGAGAGGUAUUUCACAGCCAUAUGCUUCUUGCUUCUGUUUGCUUUAACUGAGUCAAGUGCAGAAAGCUUAAAUACUGCUCGUAUUUUACGCCGAUAUAAAAGAAGAUGGGUUCUGACCACAUUAGAAGUCACAGAGGAAGACCAGGGACCCUUUCCAAAGAUAGCAGGAGAUCUAUUUAAUGACAGAUCGGUGAAUAUGACCAUCAAGUAUUUAAUCAGUGGUCCAGGAGUUGAUGAACUUCCAGAAGUCGGACUUUUUUCUGUUAAUGAUUCCACAGGACGAGUAUUUGUUCAUCGCAAGGUCGACAGGGAGAAAACCAAAUCUUUUGUGAUCAGAUUUGAUGCUGUGGAAAGAUCAACAGGCAGAAUCGUGGACAGAUCUCUCAUCUUUAACGUCAAAGUUAAAGAUAUCAAUGACAAUGCUCCAACUUUCAGCCAAAAUGAAUAUAACAUCACAAUUAAUGAAAGUGUAAACUCGGGAAAUCCAGUUUUUGUAGUAAAUGCACAAGACAUUGAUGACCCUGAUAGCCCCAACUCUGAAGUCACAUACUCUAUUAUUGCCCAGAAUCCUAAACUACCUGGAAUAUCAUUUACAAUUGAUCCAAAGAAAGGAUUGAUAUGGUUGCAAGGAUGUCUAAACUAUGAAGUGGCCAAAAUCAUUAAGCUUGUAAUCCAGGCAAAAGACAAUGGAAUACCAAUGUCACUAUCUUCAUCAACAACUGUGACCAUCAAUGUUGCAGACAGAAAUAACAAUCCACCUGUGUUCACUUCAAAAAAUUUUGAAACACGCAUUCAAGAGCGUGCUGUACACAAUGGAACUGUCCGUUUAAGUGUUGCAGAUAAAGAUACCCCAUUCACACCAGCAUGGAGUGCAGUAUAUAAAAUAGUCGAAGGCAAUGAACAAAAUAAUUAUGUGAUAGAGACAGACAAAGAAACAAAUGAGGGAAUUCUAAAUAUUGUUAAGCCCUUAGAUUAUGAAGACGGUCCUAUUAAGAAUAUAACCGUUUCUGUAGAAAACGAGGAGCCACUUGUGUUUUGUACAGGAGGAAAAGCAGCAGCCAUUGUAGGACCCAAUAAUGCAACUGUGACAAUCACUUUGGAUGACGUUAAUGACCCUCCAGAAUUUGCUGAAAAUACCAUCAUUGUUCGACAAACUGACAAUCAGAAGGCUAGUGUGAAACUUGGAAGAUUUAAUGCUACAGAUCCUGAUACAUACCCUAAAAAUAAUGUAAGAUAUGAAAUAGCUGAUGAUCCUGAAAACUGGGUUGUAAUAAAUGAAAAGACUGGGGAAGUAACAACUGUAAACGUUCCAGACAGAGAAGCUCCUUCUGUCAAGGACAAUGUUUACCGCAUUCUUGUUCAUGCUAUUGAUGAUGGAACUCCAUCUCAGACAGGAACGGGAACAAUGCUUAUUCAUCUCUUUGAUAUCAAUGAUAAUGCCCCUUACCUAGUUUCAUCCAGAUUGGAGGUAUGUGAAGAAAAUGAAGGACCUAUGAUUGUUAAGGCAGCAGACAAAGACAUUGAUCCAUAUGCAGGCCCUUUUCGCUUUACCCUGCUAAAUACAGAGGAGAGUGACAGCAGACAAUGGAAACUAAGUCAUCCAUCUGGUCCAGCAGAUGUUUUUGCUGAGCUUUCAAAGACAGAUUCUGUUCCACUGGGUAACUAUACUCUGCAUUUAAGUAUUGAAGACCGCCAAGGGCUCAGUGCUAAACAAACUUUGCAUGUUCGUGUUUGUGCGUGUAGUGAUGGACUGACCUGUGACAGAGCAAAACCACCAUCAUCAUCCCUAGGUGGGGGAGCAAUAGCUGCAAUUUUUACUUCUUUAACAUUAAUAUUAGUCGGGUUGUGCUUAUUGAUGCUUUUUGCUUCUCAAAUGGAUAAAAAAGGACGCAAGAACAAUUUCCUGUAUGAAGAAGGAAGUCAGACUCUGAUUUCUUACAACGAGGAAGCAGGAGGAACAGCUGCUAUGACUUCUCCAGCACUAGUGUCUCAGUGCCCUUCAUGGAACGGAGGACCUACAAAACAAGUACCACAGGUGGUAGGAAGAACAGAUGUGGAUGGAGAUCCAUAUAAGACUUCUGCAGGACAUGGAUUAAGACCAGAAAUAGAAGCGACCUAUCACCAAAAUAAUUUAGCACCUGGUAGAUCAAUUUCAUUAAACUCAGGGAUUCAAAGAAAUGCUGCAUUUGACAUGUUGUUUGAAAAUGUUGGCGAACUACUGACUCAGAGAGUAUACCAUAUUAAAUACAUGGAAAAUAAUGCAAUGUUCUACAAGCCUCAGACUUAUGCUUUUGAAGGAGAACUGGAAAAAAAGCAAUCACUUGAUUGUCUCUCUAUUCCGGAAACUGACACUGGAUUUGAUUUUCUUAAUGAUAUAGGGCCAAAAUUUUCAAAAGUUGCAGAAAUUUGUUUCCCAAAAAAAGAAAUGUAUUGACAUUAAUGGUAAUAAAUGGACUUAUUUUGUUUAAAGACAGUGUAGUUUGUAUCCAUCAUGUUAAUAAGUUAGAUAAUUGUUAUGUUUUGUGUUAAACAUAACUGGAGCACAGAUAAAAUAUUUUUCUAUAUUAUUUUUAAUUCCAUUUAUACAACAAAAGAAAUUAGACUGGGUUUAAAUAAAACUGCUACAAAGCCAUGCUUGCAUGCUUGCAGAAAUUAUUCUGUAAAUAACCAUAUUUUGUUAAGAAAAUGACUGUAUAGUUAUUAUAGAGAAAUGAAUCUUAGUCAAUUAUUUGUUUUUCAUUAAUUUCGCAACACUGUAAUUAAGAAAUCUGCACUUCCAGAUUGUUACAGAAAGAAUUAAAUCAAUUCUAUAAAUAUAUAUUAUAAUUGCUUCUUUCAUUGUAAGGACAAUUGUUUCUUGCACUGCUUUACUUUCAGUGAUACUUUCUGGCCUCUGUAUUCAUAUAAAAUUGUGUUCUGGACCUGUGUAAAAUGUGUUCUUUACUUAUUUAAUAUGAGUUCUGUUACUCAUGGUCUGUGGCUGAACUGGGUCCUCGUUGGAUCAGUCCACUACUCCGGUCAGCAAACAAACAUGAAUUAAUUA
Messenger RNA from Protopterus annectens (West African lungfish), 3130 nucleotides. RefSeq names its product cadherin 26 (gene CDH26). The coding region runs from base 74 to 2521 and encodes 815 amino acids. NCBI's taxonomy places the organism in Eukaryota, Metazoa, Chordata, Ceratodontiformes, Protopteridae. Gene Ontology annotation, cellular component: adherens junction; plasma membrane; catenin complex. The record is from RefSeq and is a predicted model, not a curated record. The transcript has 17 exons. Gene Ontology annotation, biological process: calcium-dependent cell-cell adhesion; multicellular organism development; adherens junction organization. Gene Ontology annotation, molecular function: cadherin binding; calcium ion binding.